Candoia aspera is the source of this 3194-nucleotide messenger RNA. It is a transcript of the gene OBI1, whose product is annotated as ORC ubiquitin ligase 1. Lineage: Eukaryota; Metazoa; Chordata; Lepidosauria; Squamata; Candoiidae. Gene Ontology annotation, biological process: regulation of DNA replication; protein monoubiquitination. The record is from RefSeq and is a predicted model, not a curated record. The transcript is spliced from 6 exons. Gene Ontology annotation, molecular function: ubiquitin-protein transferase activity. Bases 107 to 2299 code for a protein of 730 amino acids.
CCUUAGCAGCGUGAGAGUUGAAGAGUGAGGGUUCCCUUCGUCCCUGCUGCGGUUCUAGCAGCUUGUGGGUUGGAACUUUCACGCUCGCGGGAUUCGAAACGUCACAAUGGCUCAGAACGUUCAGAGUGUUACAUUGUCUCUCACGCUGCCCAUCACUUGCCACAUUUGCUUGGGAAAGGUCCGUCAUCCUGUCAUCUGUGCCAAUAACCAUGUCUUCUGCUCCAUUUGUAUUGACGUAUGGCUGAAGAACAAUAGCCAGUGUCCUGCUUGUAGGAUCCCCAUCACCCCUGACAAUCCUUGCAAAGAGGUCCUAGGAGGAACGAGCGAAAGCAAUCCCGUGUUUAGCCCUGCCAUCCGAAAACAGCUUCGCAAAACCAGACUUGAGAUACUGCACAAAGAAUAUGAGGAUGAGAUAGAAUCACUACAGAAAGAGUUGGAAGCUCUGAAAGGAGAAAACCUCAGCCUGGAGUCCCAGCUCAAAACUGUCCUGCAUCCUGAGACCUUGCAGGUGCCAGAGAGAACCCAGGAGAGUCCACUGCCCUCAGACAACGAGCACAAAGUGGAUGCUGAGACUUUGGCAGCGUGGACCCAGAAGCUUCAGGCUGCAAAUGAUAUGUAUGAGAAAGUAAAGGAUGACAUGGAAAAAUUAAUGGAGGUGAAUAAGAAACUCAGGCUUGAAAAUGGUAGCCUUGUGAGAGAGAACUUGCAGCUAAAGGCUGAGGUUGGAAGCAGGUCGCCCCAGAGGUUAGGAAGGUUUACUGUGGCAGCCCUUCAGACCAAGCUGGAGCAAUGUGAGCAUGAAACAAACCGUCUUAAGAAGGCAUUGGAAAGAAGUGAUGCAUAUAUAGAGGACCUGGAGUCACAAAUUGCACAGAUGAAACGGGAAUGGGACCAGAGAAAAACCACAAGCCCAGAAAAUGUAACUGCUGUCUCCAUGGAGGAUAAAGACUGUGAAAGUCCCCCCAGCACGGCUGUCCAAAGCCCCAAAGAGCCCGUAGAUCCAGCCUGUUUAUGCGCUAGUCAUACCCCUGGUGAACUUGAGCAGCCAGAAGGACUCUUAGGGAGCAGCAAUGAUGUCUGCUUAAAUUCAGCUAGCCAGGCUUGUUCAGAUGACUCUGUUGCCCCAGGUUCUGCUGGGAGAGAUGUUUUUAGAAGCUCUCAAGAGGGUCUUUUGGAGAUCAGCAGCUCUGACAUGGAUACCUGUUCAGAGCCAGCAUGGGAUAAAAUUGAGGACUGUGCACCCUAUAAAGAAGAACUUUAUGACCUUCCAGAUCCAUGUACCCCAUUGUCUCUUAGUUGCUUGCAGUUAAACACUCCCACUAAUAAGGAUGAUCCUGCUGUGAAAGAGGAAAGCCCGAGUGAGCCGUCGGCCUUCCUAAGGAAAUUGGAAUUUGAGGAUUUUGAGGAGGCAUCAGAUGACUGUAACAAAGAUUCUCCAGAGCACAGUGUAAGCAGCUGUGAGAGUGGUGAAAAUAAGGAAGCGUGUUUCUCUUCAGACAAACAAGACUUUUGGAAUAGGUGCCAGCCACAUUUUGGUGAGAACUUGGACUUUGAAGGCCUAGAGCCCAAUACAGCCACAAGUGACUCUGCAGAGUCGUUACCAAAAUCAAGUGAAAAAAGCCAUAUUCCAGGCGUGCUGAAAAAACUGCAUUCUGUUCGCUCUUCAGAGAUGAAUCGCACCAGGACGUCCAGUGAGGCGUCUAUGGAUGCUGCUUACCUCGAUAAGAUUUCCGAACUGGAUUCCAUGAUGUCAGAGUCAGACAACAGCAAGAGCCCUUAUUACACUUCCAGGUCCUCUUCUGACUUGGAUAAUUCUUGCAAGUCCACCCAGUGCCCUGAUCACUUAAGUGAAAACGGCAAGGGUGAAAAGGAAAGGAAAGAGCAGCGCCCUCUGAAAAGUCCUCUCGCCAGAGAUCGUUCAGAAGAAGGAAACGAGUGGAAAUUUGCGACUUUCUCAAUCCUUUCUCCAUCUGCACUAGAUAUAACUGAGCCUUUCCCACUGUUUGCGGGCCGGACUUCUGAAGCAAGCGAAAUAAAGCCUCAGAGCUUCUUAUUCCAAAGAGAGCUUUCCCCGAGCUUUCUCUUCAGCAGCUCUCAGGGGUCUUUUGACGAGCAUAAACUUGGGCCCUCUCUCUUUAAGGUGGCUCCUGAGCUGCAAAACCUCCAUAACCAACUCCAGUCUCCUUGGUCGUCGCCUUUCAUACCUGACAGAAAAGCCAAAAGCAUUCAUUCAUCUGCAAAAAGGAAAAUUCAGAGCAGCCUGUCUAGUGCAAGUCCAUCAAAAACAACCAAGAACUGAUUUGUUAUGUCUUUUUUGUUGUUGUUGUUCGUUUUUUUUAAAGCAAAAUAUAUAUUUAGUGCCAAUGUGGAAAAUGUUCAGGUUCUCACCCCCCACUUUCUGUCUGCAGGAUAUUCUUCAUGAAGCCUCCUUUGAUCUCAGUCUGUCCGUUAGUUUAAAUGCUGAGUGAUGGAGCUUGAAUAUUCUCUCUCUGUGUCUCGACUGUAGCGCUAGUUGCCAACGAAAAGCUCUUCAGAACACUCAUCACUUGAUGUCUUCAAGUUUUGAUAUCUUGGGUUAUUUUUAAGGUUUAGGUUAUAUGAAGUCCACUGCUCUUUAUACGUCCAGUUACUGAGUGUGACAGAUCUUUAAAAUGGUUUAGCGUUGAAACCAGUCUUUCUGUAGGUAAGGCACCUGCGGGGCAGCUAUUUAGCGGCUUUGCUUAGGGAAGACUGAUGACAACUGUGGCCUAGCCUGGCUUCUUUCAAAACCUGGCACUCAGAAUAAAAUGUUUGCCUGUUCCUAGCUGCAUGAGACAGUCUCUCUCUGUGCUGAAUUUAUAGCUUUUAAUGUGUAGCUGUUAACAUCUUUCUUUGACAAGUCUUUAGUUGGAGGAAUGUCAUUUUGCUUCAGUUGGAGAAUCCAGGUUUUUUUUAAAAGGAAAUUUGGUUAAACAUUGCUUUUAAUUUUCUCUCCCCCUGCCCCCCCCCACACACACACACCACUUCCCCGGUGAUCCAUUGUUGUGCAAGAGUAUGUGAUUUGUGUCUGUGUAGUUCAUAAAAAUGGGUUGGUAUGCUAAUGGCUUGUUUACUGAAUGUGCAUUUUACAUGAAUACUGUACUGUUUUACAUUAAUACUGCAUGAUUUUCUAUGUGGAGUGAAUAAAAAAAAAAAAAUCACAAGCACCCUAACCA